This is a messenger RNA of Rhipicephalus sanguineus (brown dog tick), 877 nucleotides long. RefSeq lists its product as uncharacterized. The transcript has 4 exons. The record is from RefSeq and is a predicted model, not a curated record. NCBI's taxonomy places the organism in Eukaryota, Metazoa, Arthropoda, Arachnida, Ixodida, Ixodidae. Bases 59 to 877 code for a protein of 272 amino acids.
CGUGGCUGUGGCGACCACCUUGUGCCCCGAACGGCCGCUCGACUGUCGGCUCUCCCCAAUGGGCGGAGGAGCGAAGCAGCUCGAAGACGCCGCGGCGAGCAGCCGUCGCCAGCCUUCAGCCGGGCCGCCGACGUCGGCAGCGGCUGACCUGACGGUCGACGCGAGGGGACCAGAGGACGUCGACGACGGCUGCGACGCGCCAGCAGCGGCGAACGGUGACGGCCAUCACCCCCUGGUCUGGCUGGCCAUCCUCAAGGUGGGCCUCAUGGCGGACCCGGCCUGGUGCUCGGGCGCCAUCCACGAAAGGGCACGCCGCCUAUGGCUCGCCUUUCACCGACUGGAACCGCCGGACGGACAUCUCAGACAGAUGGCGCUAGAGACGGCACCUCCAUGGGAGCCCCUCGCCGCGACUCUGUGGAAGAGUAUCACCUCCGUACGAGACCUGUGGGAGCAGCAGCCGCCGGUAACGACCACGCACACCACGCUGGCGGCUGCCGCGUUGUUUCUCUGGCAGGGCUGCGCCCAAUGGCCAGCCCAAGAAGACAACAGCCGGAAGGACACCUGCUGCUGUUCGUGUUGUCCGCACCAGGGGUCCUCCUGUCCCGACUCCACGCUGCUACGAGCAAUAACUGCCAGUGAAUGCGAGGUCUCUGCAGACAAGGGUACUCGGUGUCAAAUAGACUACGACUGGGGACUGGGACAAGCGAAGUUACUCCACGCCGUGUGGGCAACCGGGCCAUGCCAGGCGACGCGCUGCUGCCCGAACCUUGGCAAGCCCUGGCCCUGGGAAGGGGCCGAACUCCUGCUCCCCCUGGUGCUGUCCCAAGGCCUGUCCUGGGCGGCCCUGGUGCGCACUGACACCGCCCCGUGUGCCUGA